Pecten maximus is the source of this 811-nucleotide messenger RNA. RefSeq lists its product as uncharacterized. The coding region runs from base 142 to 729 and encodes 195 amino acids. The transcript is spliced from 4 exons. NCBI's taxonomy places the organism in Eukaryota, Metazoa, Mollusca, Bivalvia, Pectinida, Pectinidae. The record is from RefSeq and is a predicted model, not a curated record.
CUGUUGACCGAAUUGUGACGUCAUUUACAACGACAAAUAUCAGCGAACACAUUUCCGCCAAAAUUCAAAGAACAAGUGUGGACAUUUUUUGGAUGCAUGUGAUGUUGGACAGGUGAUGUUUGGCAAUAAUCUGCGUAGAGUAUGGAUCGAUGCACUGCAAAGGCAAUGUUUACCAUUCGGAAGUCCACGGAACGUUUCAUAGAAGAGCUCAUCUUGUUCGUGUUUGAACAGCCCGAGUUUACUAGCAGAACGAAACACAUGUUUCAGAAAGCAAAGUUGAAUAAACUGAAUUACGAGUUGGCUUUACUUCACCGUGAUGUCACGAUGUUUCCAUGGAGACAGCUGCCGUAUACUCAAUACCUAGAAGAGGAUACGAAGCAAGUCCUCCUUAAAGACCUUCGGGAUUUCAGACGUAGGGUGACUAUGUGCUUCAUUGAUGUUUUGAAAAUUGAAGGCGACCUGAGGACAGCUAAGCGAGCAAAGAGGUUUUACAGAACUCUCUUCUACGACAAUGACGACAACAACAGGGGGCAGACUGACGACUUGAAAACAAACCGACUCGGUAACGCCAAAUCGAGGCUUGCCGGCAUACUCCGGAAUAACUUUAAACGCCAGUAUUCUUAUCGAUGUGAUGUUUCCGGUCCCCAGUCGCCUACCUCCGACACAGCGGAAGUACUAAACGAGAAGGAUGAAUGGUGUCAAAGCUCCGAUAGCGAGGAGAGUGAUUGAUAUACUAGAAGUUGUAAAUAGUACAAGCAUAAUAAUAUGUAUUCUUCUAAUAAAGUACAUUGCUCAGCACAAUGAAGUCGUA